CCCAAUUAACCAACUGUUUACCCUUGCCAACCCCACGCUCCAUACACGCCAUCUUCUGCAGUUUCAAUCCAUAACUUGUUCUUAACCAAGCGGCCAUCACCCCAACCCCACGUGUCUGGUGUACUGGAUCUUGCCGAAGCUGGGACACAGCGCAGCCAAGCAAGGCGGUCAUCCGCGGCACCCAAACGCCGGUUAGCUUUGGCCAAGGCUUUGCGUGUAAAGAGCAUGCCCUUUUGGACUAUAUUCCUUUCAUUGCGCGUGCAUGGGGCAUGGGCGCCUCGCCAGGCCUCGCCGCCUAGGGGCGUUUGCCUGUGGCGCCGUGUGGCGCCGCCGCGGCUGGUUCGUGCAUGGCUUGUCAUCAAUAUGGCAGCAAGUGCAUUAUGCUAGCACAUUAUAAGUUUAGUUAAAUUUGAAUCAGUCCUCUGUCGCUGGAAGGGAGCGACGGGAGCGAGCUAACAGGCACGGGGUGUGUGCGCCUGUGUGCGCUGACAGCGCGCGUGUUGCUGCUCAAGCAAACCUUCUCAUAGCACUCCCUUGAGAUGAUAUAUGCCAUGCAUGAAGGUUGGCGGGUAGUUGUCGUCAUAGCAUGGGCGUCUAGAAUGGUGGGCGCAACAUGGGCGUUGCGAACGCAAGCUCUUCCUCUUGAGAGCCAAGCUCCCAAACAGUUGAUUGCACACGUCCGUGGAGUCACUGGUGAUAGCUUGAUUUGAAGUCUAGUGUAGGAGGAGGCUUCGCGCGAGCUUGCAAUCAAGUCUGCAAGCGAGGCAAGCGCUGAGUCGCUGGACAACUGCAGUUGGCGGCGAGCGCCGGUCGUCAAGACCUGCCGCAGGCAGACGCGAGCCCCGUUCCUCUCUAGGACGGCCUUGGUACAGCUCAUCACUCUUUGCUCGUCGUGGCACCCGUUGACGCAGCCGCAAGCCAAAACCCUUGAGGAUGGCGCCCGGCAAUCGGUGGGCCGCCCGCACCGGCCUGCUGGCGACGCUGCUGCUGGCUCUGCAGCUGGCUCGUGGCGUGGUGGCGCAGUCCGCGACCUACCCGCCCAUUGCGGUGUACGACGACUCGGACGGCUCUGACGGGCGCGACGUGAGCCGCAAGGCCGCGCUGACCACGAGCGUGCAGGGCCAGGGCGGCGCGGGCGUGACUGUGGUGAAGGGCCCGGUGGCUCUGUCGCUGGAGGCGCGCACCCACGUGAUGAUGGCCAACACGCUGCAGAGCGUCCUGGCCGGGGGCUCCCGCACCACGCUGGUGAACCUGGUGGACGGCAACGCGGGCAUGCUGGUGCUCACCUCGGUCACCGGCGACCCGGUGCCCGACUACAACGCCCUGCUGGCGCCCUUCCUGGGCGGAGCCAGCCCCGGCUGCGGCUGGGCCGACCUGACUAAGACCGCCAACAACGUGUACGGCUACCCCGGCAUGCCGCUGUCGCUGUUUGCGGGCGGCUCGCCCAGGCCCCUGGCCUUUUCCUGCAGCGCGGGUGCGCCUUGGUUCGUGACCACCGACGGCGCCGCGCCCGUCAUCAUGUUCCACACCCCGGGCGGCGGCUGGGUGAAGCUGCUGGGCUUCGACUGGAGCGUGCCCAGCCGCAUCAGCGUGUGGGAGAAGAUCCUGCUCUACCUGCCCGCCAGCCCGCCGCCGGCGCCGCCAUCGCCGCCGCGGCCGCCCAAGCCGCCGACACCUCCGCCGUUCAGCCCCCCGCCGCUGCCACCCAGCCCGCCGCCGGAGCCGCCGCUGGAGGGCACGGUGAUUGUGCUGACCGACCCCGCCACCCCCUCGGACGUGACACGCAAGACCAAGCUGCGGCUGUCGGUGCUCCAGAUGAUUGGCCAGGGCAACGUGCAGCUGCGCACCAACCCCGGCUACGCGCCGCUUCACACCGUGUACGACAACACCUACAUCAACCUGCCGCAGGCCAGCAAGGACUACAUUCUGGACCUGGUGCGGCGCGGCAAGACGCUGCUGUCCAUUGUGGUGACGCCCGAGCUGCCGGAGGAGCGGCUCACCCAGGUGCUCACGUCCGCGCUGGGGCAGCCGGCCAAGUGCGUCAAGCGUGCGCUCAUCGGCGCCGCCGGCAACACGCUGACUGCCGCCGGCUUCUCCGACUACUCCAACCUGCUGGGCGUGCCGCGCUUCCCCAACACCAUGAUUCCCGCCAACAACACCGUGUCUCUGGUGUGCGACAGCGGGCGGCAGCUGGUGCUGGUGGAGGGCGCGGACGCGGCGGAGGAGGGCGUCAUGUGGGAGAUGAGCGUGGGCCGAGGCACCGUGCGCCUGGUGGGCUUUGACUUCACCACCGACGGCUUCCAGACCACCUGGCAGAACAUCACGCUGGCCCAGCGCCUGCCCGCCAUGGCCUCCAUCGCCGUGGCCAACAUCAAGUCCAUGCUGCCGCCGCCGCCGCCCUUCUCCAACCCCUCGCCGCCGCGCCCGCCCCGCCCGCCGCCCAUCAUGAAGCCGCCGCCCAGCCCGCUGGGCGGCCGCGUGCCGGCGGUGGUCAUGCUCACGGACCCCACGCCCCUGCCCGACGCCGACCUCAAGCAGAAGCUGCAGGAUGGCAUUGACGCGCUCGGCAACUCGGCCGGCCUGUGGCCGUUUGGCGGCGGCGUGGAGGGCGCGCUGGUGCACGUGGCGUUCGACACCACCCUGGUCCGCUUCACGGCUAGCCAGCUGGCGUCCCUGGCGGCGCUGGUGCGCGCGCGCAAGACCGUGCUGAGCGUCAUCUUCACCAACAGCACCACGGACGUGCAGCUCACGGCCGCGCUGGCCGCCAUCACCGGCGCCAACAGGCUGCAGUGCGUCACGUCGGCUGUGGCGGAGAACCAGCGCGUCAACCGCGCCGUGCCCGACCUGAUUGGAGACCUGAAGAGCGACGGCUGGCGCGCACAGCUCGUCACUCGCUCCGUGCGCUGCAACACCGGAGUCAUCCUGUUCAACUCCAACGCGGACUCGACCCAGGCGGUGGUCCACGAGAUGAGCACCCUGCCCUCCAACGCCAGCAAGAGCGGCAACGACACGGGCGGCGUGGUGCGCCUGAUCGGUUACAACUUCUUCAGCGGCGGCCGCGGCGACAACCGCAAGCCGCUCACCUCGCUCACCAUCUUCUCUUCCAACCUGGUGUCCCAGGCCGCGCUCUCCAACGCCACCCUGCCGGACCUGGCGGGAGGCAAGCCCUCGCCGCCGCCCGUGCAGCCGCCGCCGCCGCCGGCCCGCGCGCCGCCGCGCCCGCCCGGCGGCGCCAUCCCGCCGCGCCCCAUCCGCCCGCCGCCGCCGCCGCCCGGUGCCGACGCGCAGGCGGUGGACACCAUCGUGCUGGUGGACGCCGUGCCGCCCGCCACGGCCGUGGACGCCGACCGCAAGGCCAAGUUCCUGGCGGGGGUGCGCGAGGUCAAGGACAUGGCCAUUGUGGCGCAGACCGGGCUGGGCGCAGCGCGCUCACACGUGGUGUACGACAACACCUACAUGUCGCUGCCGGCCCUGGUGCGCGAGGACCUGGUGACGCGGGUGCUCACGCUGCAGACCCUGCUCACCAUCAUCGUCACGCCCGGGACCACCACCAACAACAUCACCAACAUCGCGCGGGAGGUGACGGCCCUGGGCGGCGCCGUGCCCAUCAGCUGCACCAAGGAGCGGGUGGGCACGGGCGCGCGCAUCCGCCUCAACCCCGCGCUGUCCAUCCUCGACGUGCUGGGCCCCUGGCGCGUGGACGGCGGCACCAGCGCCGUAAGCUGCGCCGGCGCCACCGGCGUGUACCUCACCACGGACAGGAGCCGCCCCGUCAUCCUCGAGUUCUUGACCCCCGGCGGCGGCACGGUGCGCUUCAUCGGCUACGACUUCUCCACGGGCGCCCGCGGUGCCGGCAAGAUCGCGCUCACCCGCCUGGCCGUGUCAUAUACACGCCUCACGGGCACGCCCUCGCCCUCCCCUCCUCCCUCCCCUCCCCCCUCGCCCCGCCCGCCGCCGCGCCCGCGCCCGCCCUCGCCUCCCUUUGUCGUCCGCCCCUUCGCGCCGCCGCUGCCGCCCGACAUGCCGCUGCCGCCCGCGGACCCGUCCUUCCCUCCCUCGCCGCCGCCCGCGCCUCCGGCUCCGCCCCUGGACACGGGCCUGGUGCUGGCCGCCGUCAUCACCGACCCCGCCGGCACUGUGCUGCCCACUGCGGACGCCACACGCAAGAGCAACCUGUUCGAUGCCGUGAACAGGUUCCUGAACGGCGCCGCCCGCCAGUCGCCCGUCAAGUACAUGCCCGGCGUGUCGGCGCACAUCAUGGUUGACAACGUCAACACGCGUACCGCCUUCACCGCCUCGGCCAAGACUGAUCUGGGCCUGGCGAUCGGCACGGGAGAGACCAUUCUGACGGUGAUCGUCACGCCCUCCGCCGCCACGCCCGUCACUGUGCUCAACACCAUCAUCAAGACCUUCACAGGUUACACUGCCACGUGCACCAAGACCGCCACCGCCGUGGGCACCGCCACCGUGGGCCUCACCGCCGUGUCGCACACCGCCGCCGCCGCCGCGCUGCCCGACACGCUGACCCAGGCGGCCAACGGUGUGGUGUUUGCGUGCAGCGGCAUCCCCGACGGAGCCUUCAUCCCCAUCUACGUCACCGCCAGCGGGAACACUGCCGUGGCCGAGGUGAUCACGCCCACCGGCGGUGUGCUGCGCCUGGUGGGUUUCGACUUCACCUCCACCUCACCCGGCCUGACCGACUGGGCGCAGCUGGUGUCGUACAACUUCCGCAUCGCCACCGGCGCGGAGGACUCGCAGCAAUAGACUCAAACUGCUGCUCGGGAUGCAAGUGAGGAGCUGCGCCACGCCACGCAGCUCAAACGGACAUUUAUGUUGUGUGUUUACCUGGAUUGGAAAGAAGCCGGGAACGCCAUGAGAAUUGUUUAUGCGUGUAGGUGGGUGUGCACGAUGCUGCGGUGCUGGUUGCCCAAGGUGUGAUUAGAGUGUUAGGACGGGUUGGCCCUGUGCACGUGACUGCGCACCCAUUGCGCAGGCAGUCCGCCGUGUUUGCUUGUUACCAUGGUUACCGACCGCAUCAAGUCGGCAUCUUGCAUCCAAGACACAAAGAUUGCCCUCGUCCAUUUUCGCGCUGAUGUCCAGGCUUGCGCGCGCACACGCGCACGAGCGUAUGGGCAUGCGCCUGCGCCCGGGUGUGCCAAAAUUGUUGGUUAGGGUUCGGCAGGUUGGCGGAGGGGGGCGGCGGACAAGGGGUGUGGAAGUUUGGAAAACAGGUGGACGCAUGCGUGCCGGAUUUUGAAGGUUGUUGUCCCGCUGCCAAGGGGGAGCAGGAGGAGGAGGGGGGGCGGGCGGUCCGGACAGUCCUGCGCGAGGAAACCUUCACUGCGUGCGCCGCCUGCGCGCAACUACCAAUGCUUGUUUGCCUUGCUUUGUAAGGACCAUUUAUG
Molecule: messenger RNA, 5405 nt
Organism: Chlamydomonas reinhardtii
Lineage: Eukaryota; Viridiplantae; Chlorophyta; Chlorophyceae; Chlamydomonadales; Chlamydomonadaceae
Exons: 26
Coding region: 934-4764 (1276 amino acids)
Source: RefSeq, a predicted model, not a curated record